Cuscuta campestris is the source of this 1352-nucleotide messenger RNA. The record is from the annotation of a GenBank genome assembly. NCBI's taxonomy places the organism in Eukaryota, Viridiplantae, Streptophyta, Magnoliopsida, Solanales, Convolvulaceae.
AUUCCUAAGGCUAUUUACCAGGAUGGUUACAGGACUAUGCGGACUAUGCGUAGAGACGCUGAACCCAUCAUAUCCCACCGCCGCAAGGACGGCGGAAAUCAUGGCCAGGUACCGCCCCAUAGCCCCGAAGCCGGCGGAGGCUUCUUCCUCCGCCUGCCCCAACUCUAGCAAUAACAACGAUGCCGGCCUGCCGCCGAGCAUUAGCCGGUCCCCUUUCCUCAGAGACGUGUGGGCCCAAUUGCAGGCCCGGCCUACCCGUACUAGGAAGCGGGGUAGGUCCGCCGCCCUUGCCCCGCCCCACCUGCCCCUCAUCAAGCGCCCCAGGCCGCCUUGCUUCCAGGGGAUCUCUCCCCCUCCCUUCCGUCUCAUCUCCUUCAAUAACGGCGGUUUCCCUGCCCUCCCCAAACUCGUAUCCCUGAAAUGCGGUUUUGACCGUCCCGUUUCCACUAUGUCCAGCUCCAUUUCUGUCCCCUCCCUUCCUCGUGAGGAAGAGAGGGGCGGAAUAGACCUGAACAGGGCGGCUGUGGAUGACGAGGACUUCAGCUGUCCUGUCAGGCCCCGCCUGGUUCGCCCGGUGGGGUCCUGCAUUUACGUGGGGUCCAUCACUCCGGCCGCCGCCGAGGAAAAAGACAAAGAAGGAGAAGUAGAAAAACAGGGGAGGAAAGGGAAGAGGAAGAGGUUGCAGGGGGAGGAGGUGGAGGAGGAAGUGGAGACGGAGGUGCUGCCGGCGGUCGUCUCCGACUCGAAGAACAAAGUCCGGCUGGCGAACUCGGCGUACAAGGAGAUGGUGGGUCAGCCGGAGUGUUGCUGGCUGGACUACACGAGUCCCGGCGGCGGAAAGGGGACGGGGAGGAUAGGAGGGGAGGUGGUGCUGCACUUCUUGGAUUCCGGCGUUUUCCCGACCUCGUCGGAGCGGUUCACUUGCUGGGUGAGGAUUGAAUGGCGGUGCAACGAGAAGAAGAACUCCGUUAGGGCUUUUUGUGACGCCGUGAAGUUGGGCUGCCAGUCCAGGGACUAUCUCUUUGAGUGGAGGUUCCACCCCACAGAGACUUCUUCUUCUUCCUCGGAAUUUCAGGUUUGAAGAGGACUGAAAUUGUCCAAAGUUGGGACCUUUUUCUGCAAAAUUAAAAAUGUUGCCGUGGGGGUGUAAAUAGAAUAUAUAGGGAGUACCAGUUAGAAAGUGGAAAAUUACCAAGUAAAAUAUUCCGUUGUGUAGAAGCGCUUAAUUAGCGGUGGAAUAAUAUUUAAACAUUUUGGUAGCAUGUAAUGUAAAUUAGCCGCUGCUAUUCCAUUUCUGGUUGAACUGUAAAAUUGCGCUUCUGUAAUUAUAUGAAUGAAUGUUAUGUUAUUUU